Messenger RNA from Parathielavia appendiculata, 622 nucleotides. RefSeq lists its product as uncharacterized. The record is from RefSeq and is a predicted model, not a curated record. NCBI's taxonomy places the organism in Eukaryota, Fungi, Ascomycota, Sordariomycetes, Sordariales, Chaetomiaceae. Bases 243 to 578 code for a protein of 111 amino acids. The transcript has a single exon.
AUCCAUAUCAUCAUGCACAACGACUUCACCUCUUAUGACAGUGACCUCCUCGCCAAGCUCCAAGGCGCCCAGGCUUGUGUCUGGGCAUUAAGAAUCAGCCAGACCAAAGUCAACAAAGAGUCAGUCUUGUCUCACGGCACAAGCGCUUCACGCCUUCGUUGCAUGACGAGUGAUUAUCCACUAAACGCAAAGACCAUAUUAGGGGCUACAUCACAAUCACAAAGACCUUCCCGCUGGCCGAGAUGCAAAAGCAAAACCCUUCGUCCCUGCGGGCCACCACCGUCCGGGCAAGCCUUGUCGACUGGAUUGGUCACGAGGAAAUCAAGCCCUACUUCCCCGAUUUUGGACUGCUCAUAAAUGUGGCGGGCAGUAUUCUUAUGCCAGUGGCCAGGCGUCCGGCGAGGAGCAAGUGGUGCACGACAGAACCGCUUGGCCGGUUCCUGACGGGAAUGGCCAUGGGCGUGUGGGAUGGUGCUUUGGAAGGGGAGGGCGUCGAGCGACUGCCGGGUGGUUUUACGGUUGUGGAGAACCCGGGGUUUAGGAGGAUAAUGGGAUUGGAUGCUGUGGACGGGCAGUGAAGCAAGCUCUGGUAUUGCACUAGGUCACGAAGAGGCUGAGAGGU